UCUUUUCACACUAUUACUUACAAUUAUUCAUGAGUUACAUAGAAAAAACAAGAGAGAAGAAAACUGGUUGACUAAUUUACAGCAAUGGAGAAGAAGCUCAAAUUCAUGUUCUUGAUUCUUGCUUCGUUAUUGUUACAGACAAUCAAGUCCAAUGCAGAAACCCAAUCCUCCGACCAUCAGAGCCCUUGCCUCGCCGGAAAGGAAAAAAUAACAACAAUGCGUUUCUACGUGCAAGACUUCGUGGGCGGGGACUCGCCAACUGUUUGGAGAGUUGCCCAAACGAACCUCACGGAAGUUCUGCCGUCGGAUUUCGGUGCCGUCGACGUUUUGGACAACCUGGUAACAUCCGAACCGGAGGUCGAUUCGAAAGAAGUUGGUCGGAUCCAGGGGAUUAUCGGUCUGACGGAUUUCCACGAGAAGGCUUUGGUUAUGCUUCUGAAUCUUGUUUUUACGGAGGGUGAGUAUAAAGGGAGCACGCUUAGUGUUUUGGGAAGGAAUCCUUUGCACGAAAAGAUUAGAGAGGUUCCGAUCGUCGGCGGCACUGGUGCUUUCAGAAUGGCGCGUGGGUACGCUAUUACUACUACUUAUAGUACCGACGAAACGAAGAGGCAUCCUAAUGUUUAUCAGUAUGAUGUUGUUGUUUAUCAUUUUGAUGGUUUCACGUUGUUGGCUCGUCAGUGAAGUAAGGGUUUUCGAUUUAAUAUAUUAUUAUUGAAAAAUAAUGUACCUCAGACACUAUCAGUUGUCUUAAAAACUAAUUGAUAGUGCAAAAGGUUCUAUAUGAUCUAAGUUCCAAGGUAAUGGGUUCGAUUCGCAACCUGCAAAAUCAG
Messenger RNA from Erythranthe guttata (spotted monkey flower), 830 nucleotides. Its product is annotated as dirigent protein 1. Lineage: Eukaryota; Viridiplantae; Streptophyta; Magnoliopsida; Lamiales; Phrymaceae. The record is from RefSeq and is a predicted model, not a curated record.